AUAAGCCUGGUGGUAAAACACUUCCUGCUCUGAUAUUCUCAAGUACUGUAUGGGAGAAGUUACACUUCAGAAUCUUUCUCACUUUCCUUACAGUGUGAUGCCUUUGGUCUGUAUUACCUGCUGAUUCUUAAUGGUAUGGUGAUGUAUGUUUUAACUUGCAGAGGGAAAAAAAAAACGCUUUAAACAACUUUUGACUAAUGUAAUGAAAAGUCUAGUCUGUGUCAAUGUAAACACAUUUAAUGACUCUUGUGUGAACUGCAACAGACAGAUCUGAGAUGCAAAACGUUUUUAUUUCUUGAGCAGAAGCUGUAGGGGUAAUGCAACUGCAGGGCUUCAUUGGAAGCCUUUAGUGCUUUUCUUGACAUUGUGUAUGAAUUGUCUUCCAAUUCAGAACCCAUUUAAAAUUACUUAACUGUGCUACAACUAAUUAUAAAUAAAGUAUACAUUAUCUUUAAAAAAAUCAAGAUCUCAAUUUAAUUGAUGGUGGACUGUCCCAGAGUUAAGUUUUCCAAGCUGUUUUGUAUGCAUCAGAAUGCAGAUUUUAUUUGCAUAGUCACAUAAUUUUUUCCCAGAAAUUGUGCUUUGUUCAGUGUACUGCAUAAGCAGUGCUCAAUACCAUUAUGAUUUUUCUUCUUUGUUCAAUGAAUGUCUGUUGCACUCAGUUGGAGCAUGUUCCCAAAUAUAUAAUUUAUGGUUUUCUGCUCUGUCAUCACAGUAUUUGUACUUGUCUUCAAGUAUUCCGAAUUUAUCUGGUAUUUGAUUUUCACACACCUCCUUAUACUUUACAGUAUUAGUAUUAUUCCUGGUCUAUAGAAAGGAAACUGAGGCACAUGCUCCAAACUCUAUAUACUUCCACUUCCCCAUACAGUGGAUAGUUUUAGGAUAAUGAAUGCUGCUAGUAUGGAAUUUGUCUUUUCCCUUAUGUGUUUUACAGAGUACAGUUAGAUACUGCACUUUUCCCCACUGAGUAAGCCUGAUGCUUUGAACCUUUAGGCCCAGCAGAAUUCUAAAUUUCCCUGGUAUUUCUCUCGUGCAUUGUUUUAAACAUUCUUCCUGCAACUGGAAGUGCAGUGACUCCCCUGACUCCCACCACUGGUACUUCCACAGCAAAAAAUCAGGCCCUACAAAUUUAGGGCCUGAGCAGCCUGAUGUUCCAUAGAUCAUCUCUGUGUCAAGGUUACCAAUGAAAGUGGUACCAGAGGAAUUGCAGAACCAUGGGGAACAAAUGAGUGUCAUGGUAUUCUAGAAGCACUUUCACGACAAAAUAAUUUCCCCUAGAGAAGCCUAAGAUCUAUUUGACUUCAUUCAUUGGAAUUGCAAAAUUCUGCUUUCUGCAGAAUGUUUUUAUCAGGGAAAAUGUGUUUAGAUUGUAUCCACUGAAAAAUUAAUGUGGGAGCUUGUAUAAAUGCAUGUGGAGCCUUACAGCCUGUAGGGGUAAUUUCAUCUUUGUUGCUGACUGCACUUCCAGUAACUGUUCAUAGGAACUGAGAAAUUACCUAGAACAGCUUGUGGCUUAGAAAAAAACUCCACACAUGUUGAAUUUGGUUCAGCUGUGAAAAUCUGGAAGAUUACAGCUAUUCCAAAUUUAACUAGGGGACACAAUAGAGACUAGACUGCCCUUUAGCUAAUUUAUUGUAAAAAUGAUCUAGUUUCAAAGUUAAAAAACAUUUAAAUGCUCUCCUGUCCUCCUUUGCUUAUGCUUAACUGAAUUUAGGCAGGGAGAGAGGUUAGCUACUUAAGAAACAGAGGACUUAUUCACAUUCAGAGUGAUUGAAAAUAGACAAGAGCCUUCACCAUGAGUAGGUUAUUGCUGGUAGAUCUCAAGAGCAGGCUGAUACUGGCAAGUGUGCAAAACUGAUACUUAUUUCUCCUGACAUAAAAAUAUGUCUGAGAUUGGUGAGAGGGAUCUUAGCUGGAAGGAAACAAUUGUCUUUAGAAUCAGAAUUGGAAGAUUCAGGCCUUGCUGCUUUUACAUCAGACAUGGCAUGAACAUUGCUCAUUUUCUCAGUGCUGGUUCUUAUUGCAGCUGAGUGUCAGAGUAAGACUUUGUUGGACAGCAUGGAAGGACAACAUUUCUAGAAAAGGAAAACCUGUGCUAUACACAAAGAACAUAUCCCUGUUUGGCAAUAAUUCAGGUUGUGUCUAAUACUGCUGUAUACAAGGGUGAAUUUGCUGCUUUUAUUAAUCUCUGUAUCUCUUCUGUGGAAUUAAUAAUAUAGAUAGUAUUCCUUUUUGCAAACUGGCAAUUUGUUCAACCAGGUUGCCUUCUUGACUGUGUAACUUGAGUAUCAUUGAUGUUAGUGAUAUUACACUGGUGUAUCUGGAAAAAGAAAUGAGGGCAUUGAGACUGCAACUUGUCAAAGGUCAGUCAGUCAAUGUGUACAAAUGCUGAGUUUAGAACACAGCAGUGCCUGAUGUCCUGUGCCCAUCAUCUCUACCUCAUACCUCAGUGAUUUCAAACCUGUGUCCCUCAGAUAUAGUUGUUGUCUGGAAACUAACUUAGUUGAUGGUAUUUGUUUCUAGAUAAAUAAAGGCAUAUUGUCUUUGCACUCCUUGUCUCUCACACAUACCUCUCUCAUUGUGACCAAAACUAUUGCUGAACAAUGUGGUGCCAUUUCAGAUGACAGUCUCAGUUAAAUAAUUUAAGGGUCACAGGCUGGCCUACAAAGGGAUUUUUUAAACUGGUUGUAUUAAUGAAUUACAAAUUGUAUCAUCAGUUGCAGCCGUAGUCACACAGGGUUUGCUUAGUAUCUCUGUAGGGUAAAGCUAAGCAAGCAUAAAAUAGGAACAUAGGCAGGAUUCUGGGAACACAUGAUGUGUGAAGGUUUCUUCAAAAGGUUUGUAACAGGCCAUGCUAUACCCCUAGUCCUGCCUCUUGCAUUCUCGUCACUGAACCAUUUUUAAAAUCCUGGAUCUGUCUCACCAUUUUUUCCACUAUUACGCCAGCCCUAUUUGUGGUUUCCCCACCUGUUACUGUGUGUAUUGCUCCACAACUUCAGUGUGCCAAGACUGACUGCAGUGUGGUAUAUAAAUUACAAUAUACUUUCCCCAGUUUUUCCUUUGCCCACUUGUAAUCUGUGCAAAGCAUUUAUCAAAGCUUCUGAUAUUAUUUAGUCCGUGAUCUAAUCUUUGUGAGUUGCCCCUACCCUGACAGGAACCAUUAAAUCAGAAAGACACCCUCGAGUGUCUAGCUCAAGGGAUAAGAGACUUCAGGUGUCGUGGUUCCUUAUGACUAGAAAUGCAUUAGAAUGUGAAGUCUGAGGGCUCUUCUCAUUCAUGAAAGAUAUGUUCUGGUGUACUGUAGCCUGGCAGUGCCAUCACUAGGGGGUUUGCCCGGCUAUGUUACACCUUUCAGCACUCGCCUUGCAGUUUGUGAUUGUUACUGUGUAUCACAGUACUGCCUAGUGACUCUGGCACAGACCAGAUGUUGAUUGAUUCCUGCUGCCCUGAGCCCUCUCUGAGAACCAGGGCCAUCUGCUGUGCAGGAUGCAGGGCUCUAAACAUGGCCCUACAAACAGUGGGAACACUGUCUCCGGGGUAUAAGGAACCCUAAAUCCCUGACAUCCUAGAAUAAUGAGGGGGAUGUUUGGGUGCAGCCCACACACAGUCAGAAGAGGCAAACACAGAGUUGAAGAGUGUGUGAUAGGUAAAGCACACUACAACCAUAAUUGUUGUGUAGAUUCCUCAGGGCUUUUAGGCAGACAAAGCCUCUGCUCCUGAGAAUUCUUUUUUAGGUGGACAUUAGGGACCAAAGAGAGCAUUGCUGACACUGUUUCAGGGAUGGCACAGUGCAGCACAAUAAGCUCGUUUCUCUCAAUGAGAGUAGUCUAACAAGCUAACACUCAGAUUUUUGGGAAAAUUUCAUCUGAAUUGACUUGCUCAAGGUCACAUAAGGGCAUCUCGAGCUGGCAUGGUCGCACAACGUCUCAGCCCCGUGAUUUUCCUUCCGCACAAAGGGUUGGCAAAAGCCAGUGGUGUCAGUGCAGUCAGCAUUUUCUCCAUACCCCUGAAGCCCAAGCUAUGCUUUGGUAGUGCUUGUUGGUCCCAUAAAUGUUUCUUGCUACACUUCAUCCAUGGCUGAAUUCCAGGGACAGAGUAAGUCGUCUCUAUAUAUAGCUGAUGAAACACUUUGGGGUCUUCUGACAAUGACAGUUGUUACUAUGAAACCAGCAAAUUAAUUUUUUUCUGUUCUUUCUUAAUUUUUAUUUCCAAACCUGUCAUUGGAAACCUGUCAUUUAUUUCCAAACCUGUCAUGUACUUUAAAAAAUGAUUAGCUACUGUGUAGUUAAUGUCACCAUGUAGGACUAGCAUGGAGAUUUUUCAAAGUUUGUGCCUCUUGAUGCUAAAUGUGGGAGGGCUAAAUAUGCUCAAUGCCCCACAGUGCUUUUCCUCAGCUCAGGCAAAACUGGGUUUUGUUUCCCAGAUGUAUCUCUCUUUAUUUUUUUAAUGUAUGUGUUGGUUUCAGAAAUAUUAAGUUAGUUUAAAGUUUAUUCAUACUGCUUUUACAUAAUGAAUUUAAUUCCUUCGUUUUCUUCUUACAAUAUAGUGUGUUUCUUACCUUGAAGAAGGCGGGUUGUAUUUAUUCUAUUGUAAAAAACCAAAUGCCAAAACACCUCUAAUAAAUGAUGAAUACAUUUUAUAACACACCUUACCUUUCUGCUUAGCUUUGUUAGGGAAAUUUAUGCAUAAUUUUUAGCAGAAUUCAACAUUUUGGCCCAAUCUAAAUAAUAAUUUUCUUAAAUAAUUCUUUUUUUUUGUUAAGCUUUAAACUAGUGGAUAUUUGCUACAAAUAAAAAUAUAUUUUAAGUACACGUGACAGUUAUAGCAUGCUUGAAAAGAAAAGGCUUUUUGAUCCCUGUUUUAAGAUUCUGUUAACAGUUUACAAGAAGAAUAGUCACUUUGAAUUUAUUUUCUUUCACUUUUCAUUGACUUCGUUCUUGAGAAAGCAUCCUACUGUUCUUUUUCACAGAGAAACAGGCUGUGACUAGGACAAGAUGAUUACUUAAAGACUCAAUGACUGAUUAAGCUCUCAUAAGGUUCUUCAUCUUCCUUGGCCUUUCUGAGACAGUUUUGGCAGAUACGAACUAUUGUGUUCCUACACAGAAGUGUUACAGCUGAAAACUAAUGGUGACCAUUUCCAUGUCAGUUGAUUGUUUCACAGGCAAUUAUUUAAGUAGAGAAAUCUGGCUCAUUUCUUAUUCUAGAUCUCAUUAGGUUCAAAUAGAAGAAUGAUCUGGUGAAACACACUUGCAGUGGUCAGCAUUUUUGAAGUUUUAAUAAAAGUUGUCAGUUUAUUCUACAAUUCUCUGAGAGGAAAGUGUAAGAAACAUGUUAAAGGUUUGAAAGUCUGAGAAACAGUAAAAAUGUGAGGGACAAAGUUCUUGAAAGAAUGAUAUGAUGGCUUUUGACAAGUAAAUGAAUGUUAAAUAUAAACUCUGUGAAAACCUUCAAUUUCAUUAAGAAGAAUGAUAGCAAUUAAUGUCCUUUAGAUAGAAAAGCCCUUUGAUUCUCAAGGAGCUUCAUCCAAGCAUAUCAGAAGGCUUUAACUUGGGUGGUACUCACUUGUGUGAACUCAGACCUGCUGCUGCUAGGAAAAAUCUGGCCUUUUGGUGCUCCUCAUGCAUGGGAAGUGAUGUCUGUUUGCCACAGUGUUCUCCUGGGUUCAAGGCACCAUUCCCCUGGGGGGCCCUUACUAGUGUUAGCAUGAACUACAGCUGCACAUCUUUUGCCAAGUAAAAGACAAAAGUAGUUGACAAUUCCUGAUCCCCCUGCCACUUUAUUUUUUCCAAUCUGUUUGGCAGUCAUGAAUAUUCUUUUGUCUUGCCUCAUUGUAAACAACUUGUGUCAUUUCUGCCUUAAAUAUACUUGCUGACUCUCAGGUACCUUGCUAUAUCAGCUUAACUAUUCAUGUAGUUCAUUGUGUUUCUUUCUUUUUCCCUCUUUGAGCCUUUUAUCCUUUCUUUCCUGCUCAGGUUGUUUAUUUCUGUUUUGGUUUUAUUUUCUUUCUCUUUAGGCACACAUAGUUCAUGGCUAUGCAACUCUGCCAGCUUUAUUUGGGAAUAGUCCUGACCUACCUCUGAUGUGGGAAGAAGCUUGAAACUUCUCCUGUGCUUGAUGCAGCAAAUAAGAAGAAAUGGUUUGAAUGACUUUGAAGGCUUGAAUUAUCAUUUAGGUGAUUGCAGUUAGACUUCUAUUGAAUACCAAAUGUGAGGUUGGUGUUGCACCCAGUGUGGACACUGCUAGAGAAGAUGACCUUGGCUGAUGAUAGGUGCAGGCAUUAAUGACAAGCUCCAUGAAGAACGUAGCAAACUUGCCAAUUCCCAGAAGAAACAUCGUUGCCAAAGCAACUGAAAUGAGAGGGCACGGGAGAUACCGGACGUGCUUGCCGGGAUGUUUGAUCUCGGCGCUAUCCUUUGAGAUUUUGCCCUGUGCACGGCACGAGAAAAUGGUUCCUGUAAAGUUACUGGUUCCACAGAGCUUCGUCUGUGCUUCUUGGUGCCUGCUUUUGGGAUUACUGAGCGUGGGUUUUGGCAAAAAAAAAAAAAAAAAGGUGUUGCUUUUUAAAGUUGUUUCCCUGUUGUCUAACUCCAGACAUAUUUCCACUAGAAAACGUUUCAUCACUUGGGUGUCCUUGCCGGGCUGGCUCGUGUAAUCCUUAACCUGAACGCGCGAAGUGUCUCAAGGCGGGACGCGGGCUCAGAGUAGCGCUGAGCAGCGUCGAGGUUCAUUAGCAGAUGGCAGGCGGGCCGCGGGGCGCGGGCACUCGUGUCAGAAAGCGCCACACCGAAAGAAGGGCCGGCUGUGUGUCGGGACGGACAGACGGGCGGGCCGGCUGUGUGUCGGGACGGACAGACGGGCUGUGUGUCGGGGCCGUGUGGGGCCGGGGCCGGCCGAGCGCCACGUGACGGGCGGCGGGGAUAAUAAGCGGCGGCGCGGAGCCGCGCCGGGCUCCUCCGCAGGGUCAGCGGCAGCGCGCAGGGAGGGAAGGACACCACAGGUCAGCGCCUACCUGGCAGUUUCAGCUUCUCAGCAAGAUUAGCCAAUAUUCGUUUCCUGUCACCUUGCAAAAAGGAAAAAAAACCCCAAAAAAACCAAAGAAAGAAGACACUGCCACCUACAACCUCUCAGCAAGUAAACUAAACUUAAAUCGUAGUAGAAGCCACAGCAGCUGAAGCUGAUCCCCGGGUAGCAUGAAUAGCAUGAAUCAGAUAGAGACAAACAUGCAGUACACCUACAACUACGAAGAGGAUGAGUACAUGACCCAAGAAGAAGAAUGGGACAGGGAUCUGCUCCUGGACCCAGCAUGGGAGAAACAGCAAAGGAAGACGUUUACAGCCUGGUGCAAUUCCCACCUCAGGAAAGCAGGCACACAGAUUGAGAACAUUGAGGAGGACUUCAGAAAUGGCCUCAAACUGAUGCUCCUCUUGGAAGUUAUCUCAGGGGAAAGGCUACCGAAACCAGACCGAGGGAAGAUGCGCUUCCAUAAAAUUGCUAAUGUCAACAAAGCUCUGGAUUACAUCGCCAGCAAGGGAGUGAAACUUGUGUCAAUUGGUGCAGAAGAAAUCGUGGAUGGCAAUGUGAAAAUGACACUGGGUAUGAUCUGGACUAUCAUCCUUCGUUUUGCUAUUCAGGAUAUUUCAGUGGAAGAGACCUCUGCAAAAGAAGGGCUGCUGCUGUGGUGUCAAAGGAAAACUGCUCCUUACAGAAAUGUGAACAUUCAGAACUUCCAUCUUAGCUGGAAAGAUGGCCUUGCUUUCAACGCCCUUAUCCAUAGACACAGGCCUGAUCUCCUUGACUAUGCCAAGUUAGAUGAGGAUGACCCCAUAGGGAAUAUCAACCUUGCCAUGGAAAUUGCUGAAAAGCAUUUGGAUAUCCCAAAGAUGCUGGAUGCAGAAGAUGUAGUAAACACUGCCAGACCUGAUGAAAGAGCCAUUAUGACUUAUGUUUCCUGUUACUACCAUGCAUUUGCUGGUGCUCAGAAGGCUGAGACUGCAGCUAACCGGAUCUGUAAGGUGCUUGCUGUGAAUCAGGAAAAUGAGAGGUUGAUGGAAGAGUAUGAGAGACUAGCAAGUGAGCUUUUGGAAUGGAUUCGCCGGACAAUUCCUUGGCUGGAAAACAGGACCCCAGAAAAAACAAUGCAGGCUAUGCAGAAGAAAUUAGAGGACUUCCGGGACUACCGCCGCAAGCACAAACCUCCCAAAGUCCAGGAGAAAUGUCAGCUGGAGAUCAAUUUCAACACCCUGCAAACAAAACUGAGAAUCAGCAAUCGGCCAGCUUUCAUGCCAUCAGAGGGGAAAAUGGUUUCAGAUAUUGCCGGCGCUUGGCAGAGACUUGAACAAGCUGAGAAAGGCUAUGAAGAGUGGCUGCUGAAUGAAAUACGACGACUGGAAAGACUUGAACACUUGGCUGAGAAAUUUAGGCAGAAGGCUUCCACUCAUGAACAGUGGGCAUAUGGCAAAGAGCAGACCUUGCUUCAGAAGGAUUAUGAGUCUGCCUCUCUGACAGAAGUCCGUGCCAUGUUAAGGAAACAUGAAGCUUUUGAGAGUGAUUUGGCUGCUCACCAGGACAGGGUGGAACAGAUCGCUGCCAUUGCCCAGGAGCUGAAUGAACUGGAUUACCACGAUGCUGCAAGUGUCAAUGAUAGAUGUCAAAAGAUAUGUGACCAAUGGGACAGUCUGGGAACACUCACUCAGAAAAGGAGAGAAGCACUGGAGAGGACAGAGAAACUGCUUGAAACAAUUGAUCAGCUUCACCUGGAGUUUGCCAAAAGAGCUGCUCCUUUCAACAACUGGAUGGAAGGUGCUAUGGAAGACCUACAGGACAUGUUUAUUGUUCAUAGCAUAGAGGAAAUUCAGAGUUUAAUCUCUGCACACGAUCAAUUUAAAGCUACUUUGCCAGAGGCAGAUGGUGAACGACAGGCCAUACUGUCUAUCCAGAAUGAAGUUGAAAAAGUCAUCCAGAGUUACAGCAUGAGAAUAAGUGCAACCAAUCCUUACAGCACUGUUACAGUCGAAGAGAUUCGUAGCAAGUGGGAAAAGGUGAAGCAGCUGGUGCCUCAGAGGGAUCAAUCCUUGCAGGAGGAAUUAGCCCGCCAGCACGCCAACGAGCGCCUGCGCCGCCAGUUCGCUGCUCAGGCCAAUGUCAUCGGGCCAUGGAUCCAGACCAAGAUGGAGGAAAUUGCCCGCAGUUCUAUUGAAAUGACAGGGCCUUUGGAGGACCAGAUGAAUCAGCUGAAGCAAUAUGAGCACAAUAUCAUUAAUUAUAAACACAAUAUUGACAAACUGGAAGGAGAUCAUCAGCUUAUACAAGAAGCCCUGGUGUUUGACAACAAGCACACCAACUAUACCAUGGAGCACAUCCGUGUUGGAUGGGAGCUCCUGCUUACCACCAUCGCUCGAACUAUCAAUGAGGUUGAGACUCAGAUCCUCACAAGAGAUGCCAAGGGUAUCACCCAGGAACAAAUGAAUGACUUCAGAGCAUCAUUCAAUCACUUUGACAGGAGGAAGAAUGGAUUGAUGGACCAUGAUGAUUUCAGAGCUUGCUUAAUUUCAAUGGGUUAUGAUUUGGGUGAAGCUGAGUUUGCCCGAAUCAUGUCUCUGGUUGACCCCAACGGGCAAGGAACCGUCACUUUCCAGUCCUUCAUCGACUUCAUGACCAGAGAAACGGCAGACACUGACACGGCUGAGCAAGUGAUAGCUUCCUUCAGAAUCCUGGCUUCAGAUAAGCCUUAUAUCCUGGCAGAUGAGUUGCGUCGAGAGCUGCCUCCUGAGCAGGCUCAGUACUGCAUCAAGAGAAUGCCUCCGUACACCGGCCCGGGCUCUGUUCCUGGGGCUCUGGAUUACACCUCUUUUUCAUCAGCACUGUAUGGAGAGAGUGACCUCUGAUUCAGUAAUUGGCUGUAUUCAUGGUAGACACUAUAAAUACCCACCUUAUUGCCCAGAUUGCUUCUCAAAAGCUUUGACAAGCUGAUUUAAAAACAAAAUUUACAAAUACAGUAGGUACCGUCAGUGUAAAGUGCUAGUAACUGAAUUAACCGGUGUAUAUUAAAGUGUGCAGCACGCUAGAUACCUGCCUUGUUGGUUUUAGGUUGUCUGUCCUAUGCAAUGCUAGAAAAUCUAUUAAAAAUUGAAAGAUAUUAACUUUGGAAAAAUAUAUUCAGAAAACAGAAUGUAAAACCUAAAAAUGUUGAAACUCGCAAAAUAUUUCUCCAUUUUCAAAAUGUUUCAAUGCCAUAUGCGCUUCUUUUACGAUGUUCAUAAAACUAUGUUAGAAGUCAUGCUUUUUUUCUUUCAUAGAGCAAUAUUACUUUCCUCUCAUGAUUUCUGAUUUUGUAUGCUCCUGUUGGUGGAAUUGAAUAAAAUACUAAAUGCAGAUUUUCAGGGAAGAAAUAUAACAACCACAUACAUGACUUAAUUACAAAAAUAAUCCAGAAUGCUAUGCUUUUGUCUCAAAGAGUUGUAAUAUAAGGGGGAAAAGCUGAUUAAAGUGCAGUUUUAGAGUUCUGUAAGCAGUUCUUUUCUUUUAGGCCUUUAACUUUUACAGCUGAGGGAAUAUAACUUUUAUAAUCAGAAAUAAUAAGGAAGCUAAUUUCAUGUGAACUGUUUUGUUAUGAAACCCUCAUUCUUGUCUAUGUUGGACAGUCUUUGUUUCUCAGUAUAAGAAUGCAUUAUUAUAUGUAUUAGUGGGCAACAUUCAUCUCUAUCCUGCAUAAAGCAAACUCCCAGCUGAGCAAAUGUAGUAUGGUUGUCUUGCAGCUUUAACUGUUCAGUGCUCAAAAUUCAGUUUGUCCUGAGUUCUGCUGCGUCGCAGGCAGUCUGUCUGUCCCUGGCUCCUGUGCACUAGACGUUUACUGUUUUUUCCAUCUUGAGAAAUGACAGAGAAUAAAAGCAGUAACUUUUUUACUUGAAUCCUACCGACACUGAGGAAAUGCAAUGUCAUCAAACGAAACCAUUUACAAAUGGUGACGUGAGCUGUGCAGCCCAGUGCUAUCAAAGCAAUGAUGUGCCUAUUAAAUAAAGUCUGCUUUUCAAAACUU
This is a messenger RNA of Passer domesticus (house sparrow), 11035 nucleotides long. It is a transcript of the gene ACTN2, whose product is annotated as actinin alpha 2. Gene Ontology annotation, biological process: muscle cell development; actin cytoskeleton organization. Gene Ontology annotation, molecular function: actin filament binding; calcium ion binding. The coding region runs from base 7191 to 9884 and encodes 897 amino acids. The record is from RefSeq and is a predicted model, not a curated record. Gene Ontology annotation, cellular component: plasma membrane; cell junction; Z disc. The transcript is spliced from 23 exons. NCBI's taxonomy places the organism in Eukaryota, Metazoa, Chordata, Aves, Passeriformes, Passeridae.